Oldenlandia corymbosa var. corymbosa is the source of this 711-nucleotide messenger RNA. The record is from the annotation of a GenBank genome assembly. NCBI's taxonomy places the organism in Eukaryota, Viridiplantae, Streptophyta, Magnoliopsida, Gentianales, Rubiaceae.
AUGGAAACAUCCACUGCGUUGCUGGAUAGACUUUGGGUUAAGUGUCAAGUUUCACAUACUUGUUUGCAAAAGCUGAACACAGAGUGGUCGAAGGCGCAAGAGUGGAAAGAAGAAACGAAUGACCGAUGCGAUCAUGUGGUGUACUGGACUUGUCGAAUUCCAUGUGCGUGCGCCCUCAAAAAGGCUGCAGAUGCCGGCACAUCGCUAAAUCUUAAGCAUAUUCACCCAUUAUGGGCGACCCUUAAUAUCGGUGAACAGGCUGGUACGAGUGCUCCUAGCGAUGUGGAUGACGAGGUCCUUUAUACCAGACAGUUGAUGGAAGAGCUGAACGAGUGUCCUAAGGCAGUACGACGUACUGUAAAUAGGGUUCUCCACGAUAUUAUGCAUCCAGACCAGUGUGGGUUCAAACAGCCCGAGGAGGUCAAGAGAAGGAAGGGGCGGCCUAAGGGGGCUAAAUCAAAGACAAAAGCAGAGGCCAACACUCUUGCCCAUGAACAAUCCCCACAAAAAAAAGCAACUCCUAAUGUGUGGGAUUACAGGAACGAGGCGCAAGGAAAGUCGACCACAGUUACUAGCGAUUCAAGUAAGAAGCGCCCCUCGUCUUCAGGUGGUCGUACAGAUGCAUCCACAGGACGUCCUGCCAGGAAGAAGUCCGUCGUAUACGGUGGAGUGGACAGGGUUUCGCACCUGAGCGCCAUUGGAUGUGUGUGA